Zychaea mexicana is the source of this 552-nucleotide messenger RNA. RefSeq lists its product as uncharacterized. The transcript is spliced from 3 exons. Bases 46 to 552 code for a protein of 168 amino acids. The record is from RefSeq and is a predicted model, not a curated record. Lineage: Eukaryota; Fungi; Mucoromycota; Mucoromycetes; Mucorales; Lichtheimiaceae.
CUCCCCCCAAUUUGUAUCUCGUUGGAGUGGCCCUCCACUCACUCCAUGACAGGCGCCAAGGCCUGCUCUUCUUCUCCUUCUUCUUCGUUUUCCUCCUCCUCUUCAAACUCGUCGUCGUGGGCAUCGUCUAACACAUUUUCUCCGGCGGGACGACGCAUCGACGGUGGUCGCGAUCUCAAAUUACCAAUACGACCAAUGUUUCGGGCAGCAUUAUUAUCACGGUCCACAACUAUAUCUAUUGAAGCUCUCUCACUGUUUCACAAACUUUUUGUAUACACGAUAGAAAGUAACAAAGCCUAUAUUACGUACCAGCGUUUUGACGGUCGUUGCAAGUCGAUGUUGGCCAAAGGUUAUGGCCGUCGUCAUCCACACACCAGAGCUGCCGUCGGGCAUUGUUCCUGUGUCCAUCGUCUUCAGCACGUUCGCGGAUCCGACGAAUUCUCCGCUUUGUGUGCUCGCGGCACACUUGAACACUUCCUGGACGGUCUCGAAAUUGACGCGUGUUCGCAUCGCAAGCACUGCACACAACACUGGUUCGAUACUCAUCGAUGA